Messenger RNA from Mya arenaria, 477 nucleotides. Its product is annotated as 40S ribosomal protein S15Aa. Gene Ontology annotation, molecular function: structural constituent of ribosome. The transcript has 5 exons. The record is from RefSeq and is a predicted model, not a curated record. Bases 50 to 442 code for a protein of 130 amino acids. Gene Ontology annotation, biological process: translation. NCBI's taxonomy places the organism in Eukaryota, Metazoa, Mollusca, Bivalvia, Myida, Myidae. Gene Ontology annotation, cellular component: ribosome; cytosolic small ribosomal subunit.
AUUUCCGAUUGAACUUCCUUUUCCGGUUUGCUUAACUUUAGCGACCAAGAUGGUGCGCAUGAACGUGCUAGCAGAUGCUCUGAAUGUCAUUGCCACGGCAGAAAAGAGGGGCAAAAGACAAGUGCUCAUCCGCCCGAGCUCUAAAGUCAUCGUCAGAUUUCUCACAGUGAUGAUGAAGCAUGGUUACAUUGGUGAAUUUGAGAUUGUUGAUGACCACAGGAAUGGCAAGAUUGUUGUCAACCUCACUGGCAGACUGAACAAGUGUGGUGUUAUCAGCCCCAGGUUCGACAUUGCCAUGAGAGACAUGGAGAAGUGGACAACAAAUCUCCUUCCAUCAAGACAGUUUGGAUUCCUCGUAUUAACGACCUCCGGCGGGAUCAUGGACCACGAAGAAGCGAGACGAAAACAUUUGGGCGGCAAGAUUCUUGGCUUCUUUUUCUAGUGUACAUAAACUUUGGAAUAAAGCUGUCAGGAAAA